CUGAAAUAUGUCUUUAAACUACUAACAUUAUUAGUUAAAAAAGUACAAGAAUAUGAGAAGCAAGCUGUUUUUAGAACGCAUCUUAUAUUUUACUAUGGACUGACUUUAUAUCUUGGUACGCAAACUUUGUGCCAAGUAUCUAAAGGUAGUGUAGUUCACCACACUACAGAAACGCUUUUGAAGUUCUCUUUAAAAAUGUGCAGUUGUUAAUCGAAGUAUACGUUUUUACUCAUAAAAAUCAAUAUAUUUUUUACGACCCUCGGAGCUGUAAUGUGUUGUAAAUUGAUUUAAUGGGCAAUGACCACAUUGAAGCUCGAGAGUGCGUUAUAAACUGACUUCGAUAGAAAUCGGACCCAUUUACGCAAGCUGACUGUACAAACGCCAUGCAUUUAAGACAACUCCUUACCGAAAUGGUUAUCAUCUUGACCAUAUUGACCCUUCCUGAAUAUUCCAUUCACGGCUCAGCAGAGAAAAAAAUUAGCCAAUAUCCUUGGAUGCCGAAGACGUCAACGCAUAUUACACCUUAUAAGAUAUCUGGGGAUAUAUGAAAGAUUAAAUGUGUUAUUAUGAAUGAAUAAAUUUGAAAGAGUUUUUCUGCCCAUUGA
Molecule: messenger RNA, 605 nt
Organism: Drosophila yakuba
Lineage: Eukaryota; Metazoa; Arthropoda; Insecta; Diptera; Drosophilidae
Exons: 2
Coding region: 384-548 (54 amino acids)
Source: RefSeq, a predicted model, not a curated record